UUUUAAGUUUCCGCUAUACAACAACGAGAGCUCACAUAGAAUGUGUUAGAAAGCGCCGGGAAGAUGAUCCAUGAGCUUCAACCACCAGUCUCGAACCGGAAACUGCACCCGCCAUGCCUGGCCGUUGCCUCUUGACAACCAUUAACAGGCGUGGCAUUUACACUCCAAAGUCUGCUUUCACUUCAUUUGCAUUCCUUUUGAAACGUCAAAAUUUUUAUUCCUACCUCAACCAAUUUCCUUCUUCAAUAACAUCACAAGGAUUCCUAUAUCAAUAUAGUUCAUCCAGCUCUACACCCAAUACUCAGCUCAGUUCUUCCCCUUUUUCGUGCUUGAGUAUUGAUUUACUCGAGUUUCUUGUUACCAGAUACCGGGAUUCUUGUUGUAUGAACGACGCAAAACAGUUCCAUGUGAAAGUAUUCAAAAGUGGGUUUGAUAAAGAUUUGUUCUUGUGCAACACACUUAUUAAUCUAUACGUGAGAAGUAGUGGUUUAGAAUCGGCACGUAGGUUGUUUGAUGAAAUGCCGGAGAGGAACUCUGUUACAUGGGCGUGUUAUUCAGGGUAUACCCAGAACGGGAGACACAACGAGGCAUGUGUUCUGUUUAAAGAAAUGGUUUCUGCGGGAGUUUGUCCUACUCGUUAUGCGCUCGGUAGUGUUCUCCAAGCUUGUCAGGAAUCUGGAUCCUGUGGCCUUGGAUUUGGGUUGCAAAUUCAUGGUUUACUGUCAAAAUCUGCAUAUGCGUCUGAUGUGGUGGUUUGCAAUGUGUUGAUAUCAAUGUAUGGGACUCACAUGGACUCUGUAGCAUGUCCUCAUCGUGUUUUUGGGGAUAUACAGUUGAAGAACUCUGCGUCGUGGAACUCUAUUAUUUCAGUUUAUUCUCAAAGAGGGGAUGCGAUUUCUGCUUUUCAGCUCUUUUCAUGCAUGCAAAAGCAGAACAGGAGCUUCGGUAUAGUACCUAACGAAUACACAUUUGGGAGCUUGAUAACGGCCUCUUGUUCUUAUGUGGAUUCAAGUAUAUGUUUGCUUAAGCAGAUGGUUUGCAGAGUUCAGAAGUCCGGAUACCUCUCAGAUCUUUAUGUUGGCAGUGCUUUGGUAAGCGCAUUUGCUAAAUUUGGUUUGACAGAUUAUGCCCGAAAAAUCUUUGAGCAGAUGAGUCAGAGAAAUGCAGUCUCCAUGAAUGGUUUGAUUGUGGGGCUGGUGAGGCAGAGACGCGGAGAAGAAGCAACUGAAGUUUUCAUGGAGAUGAAAGACUUGGUCAAUAUAAAUCCUGAUUCCUAUGUAAUUCUAUUGAGCGCUUUUCCUGAAUUUCCUGUAUUGGAGGAAGGUAUAAAAAAAGGCAGGGAGGUUCACGGAUAUGCAAUACGAACAGGCUUGAAUAAUGUCAAUGUUGGAAUUGGCAAUGGGCUCAUCAACAUGUACGCUAAAUGUGGUUCGAUUGCUGCUGCUAUGAUAGUUUUCAGAAACAUGGCUGACAGAGAUUCAAUCUCUUGGAACUCCAUGAUUUCUGGCCUCGACCAAAGUGGUUGUUUUGAAGAUGCAAUCACAUGCUUUCUUGCAAUGAGAAGAACUGGAUUUGUAAUUUCAAAUUUUACGAUAAUAAGUGCUAUGAGUUCAUGUACCAGCUUGGGUUGGGUUGUGCUAGGUCAACAAAUACAUGGUGAAGGGAUUAAGCUGGGGCUUGAUUUGGAUACUUCAGUUUCAAAUGCUCUCCUAGGAUUAUACGCAGAUACUGGUUAUCUUACCAAAAGCUAUAAAGUUUUCUCCUUGAUGCUGGAGCAUGAUCAAGUUUCAUGGAAUUCUAUGAUUGGAGCAUUGGCUGGUUCAGAUGAAUCAGUUUCUGAUGCUGCAAGAUACUUCUUAGACAUGAUGCGAGAUGGAUGGACUCCAAACAGAGUGACCUUCAUAAACAUUCUUGCAGCUGUCUCUUCCCUUUCACUUAAGGAACUUGGUUUGCAGAUACAUGCUCUAGCUCUAAAAUGUAGUUUCUCUAAAGAUGGUGCCAUUGAGAAUGCACUUCUAGCUUUCUAUGGAAAGUGUGGACAGAUGGAUGAAUGUGAGAAGAUCUUUUUUAGAAUGUUUGAGAGAAAGGAUGAAGUUAGCUGGAACUCUAUGAUUUCUGGCUAUAUACACAACGAGAUCUUGCCCAAGGCCAUGGAUUUGGUAUUGCUUAUGAUGCGAAGGGGUCAGAGAUUGGAUUGUUUCACCUUUGCAACUGUUCUUAGUGCUUGUGCAUCUGUUGCAACACUAGAGCGUGGCAUGGAAGUCCACGCUUGUGCUAUAAGAGCUUGGUUAGAAAAUGAUGUUGUAGUUGGAAGUGUGCUUGUUGAUAUGUACUCUAAAUGUGGAAGAAUAGAUUAUGCUGCGAGAUUUUUUGACAGAAUGCAAGUAAGAAACUUAUAUUCCUGGAAUUCAAUGAUAUCAGGUUAUGCACGUCACGGACAUGGUGAGAAAGCUUUAAAGCUUUUUGGAGAAAUGAAGAUAGAAGGCCAGCUACCUGAUCAUGUAACAUUUGUGGGAGUCCUAUCAGCCUGUAGUCAUGUGGGGUUGGUAGAAGAGGGAUAUGAACAUUUCAAAUACAUGAAUGAAUUAUAUGGAUUGGUUCCUAGGAUGGAGCACUUUUCAUGUAUGGUGGAUCUUCUUGGGCGGGCAGGUGAGCUUGAUAAGAUAGAAGAGUUCAUAAGAAGUAUGCCAAUGAAGCCUAAUGUCCUGAUUUGGAGAACAGUUUUAGGGGCUUGCAGCCGAGCGAAUGGGAGGAAGAUGGAUUUAGGGAGGAAAGCUGCCGAAAUGCUUUUUAAUUUGGAACCCGAAAAUGCUGUUAAUUAUGUUCUUACGGCAAACAUGUAUGCUGCUGGGGAGAAAUGGGAGGAUGUUGCCAAGGCAAGGAUGGUAAUGAAAGAGGCAGCAGUAAAGAAGGAAGCUGGGUGUAGUUGGGUGAGCAUGAAAGAUGGUGUGCAUGUAUUUGUUUCUGGUGACAAAUCACACCCAGAUAAGGACUUGAUCUAUGAAAAACUCAGAGAACUUAAUAUAAAACUGAGGGAUGCUGGAUAUGUGCCACAGACAAAAUUUGCACUUUAUGAUCUUGAACCAGAGAGUAAGGAGGAAAUUCUGAGGUAUCACAGUGAAAAGAUUGCAGUUGCUUUUGUUCUAACUCGAACUUCGAGACUACCUAUUAGAAUUAUGAAAAACCUUCGGGUUUGCGGUGAUUGUCACUCUGCCUUCAAUUACAUCUCAAAGAUUGUCGGUCGGCCGAUCAUACUACGAGAUUCUAACAGAUUUCAUCAUUUCCAUGAUGGUAAAUGUUCAUGUGGGGAUUACUGGUGACCGCCUGCUGAAAAUUCUCCAUUUAUAGCAGGAUAAAUUUUGGAGUUCCGAUUACCUCUAGCCAUGGAGUCCAAGAAUUUUCAGGCCGUAUAGAAGGUUGCAGCAGCAGUGAAUCUGAUGCUGUGAAACACAUGCGCAGACUCAUUAUAUGAGCUGGGAACAACAUCAGGGUUUAUCAGUAUGAUUCAUCUGUGUUACUUUUAUUAAGAGUUUUUUUAAGUAUAUCAGGUCUUAUCACAAACGCACAUGUGCACUUCAUUUUGAUGUCAAAGCAAAUAUAUAUAAACACAUAUUUAAAAGAACUCACAAGUCACAAUUUUAAUAUUUCACCCUAUUUUAUCUGUUGCCCUAAACCACAACUUACUAAUUUUCUUUUUAUUUUUCAAAUAAUACUUAAGUUUCUUUUAGCCUUUUCCAUUUAGAGUUAACAGA
Messenger RNA from Carica papaya (papaya), 3752 nucleotides. The record is from RefSeq and is a predicted model, not a curated record. Lineage: Eukaryota; Viridiplantae; Streptophyta; Magnoliopsida; Brassicales; Caricaceae.